Messenger RNA from Pomacea canaliculata, 611 nucleotides. RefSeq names its product antistasin-like. NCBI's taxonomy places the organism in Eukaryota, Metazoa, Mollusca, Gastropoda, Architaenioglossa, Ampullariidae. Gene Ontology annotation, molecular function: serine-type endopeptidase inhibitor activity. The transcript is spliced from 5 exons. The record is from RefSeq and is a predicted model, not a curated record. The coding region runs from base 94 to 474 and encodes 126 amino acids.
GGUGUUGUCAAGAAACAUCAUCCGCUCCUGCCAACUCCCAGACACCAUCUCUUCUUUUCCGAUUCGACAAAGUCAUCUCCAAGUAAAGACAGAAUGGCAACUGCACAGUUGGCGUUGGUCCUGCUGGGAGUCCUCGCUAUUGCACACGGUCUUGUUCCACCAAAUCAAGGUACUUACCCCAAAGGUUGCCGCCCCCAAUGUAGAAAGUACUGCGAAUAUGGCUUCGAACUCGACCACAAUGGCUGUCCACUCUGCCAGUGCAGGACCAGUCCCGUGUGUCCUCAGCUGACCUGCUACAACCAGUGUCCUUACGGCUUCAUCUACCGAAAUGGUUGUCAGACGUGCGAGUGCAAUGUUGAUAACUGCCAGCAGAAGUGCUUGGGUUAUUGUCAGGCACCCCACUCGAGCAUCCUACCCCAUGGUUGUAACUGCAACUGCCCAGGUCACGUGCAUCCAGUGCCACCAACCUAUUAGACUCCGGUUGAUGACAGAGCAAUUGAGAACCAUGGCAUAAUCCAAAACGCAUCACUGACUGUACGAAUUACCUCGGCCAACAGGAAGAUUUCGAAAUCAUGAUGACAAAGUACAGAAAUAAACGCUUUAAAUGACAA